CUCUCGCACCUGCGCAGCCAUCUUGUAUUUUGGACGAGGAAAAACAGAGGAGACAAACAAAAAAACAGGAAAAAAUAAGCGUCGAGGAAAAGAAACGGAAGAAGAGCACAUAUAACAAUCAUCGGAGUUCGAAAGGAGAAAGAGGAGGUCAGUGAAAGGGAGGGAAAAGGCUGAAAGCGGCGUGUGUGUGAGCCCGCGGCGCUGUCCCGUUCCGUUCGUUGGCCGAGCGCGAGAGACGCCGGAGAGGAGGAGGAGGAAGAACCGGAGGAGACGAAUAAUCAAGACAAGAAGAAGCGGACAGAGCGAGAGCGCAGGACCGAGGCGGACACACCAUGAAUCCUGAAUAUGACUACCUGUUCAAGCUGCUCCUGAUUGGUGAUUCUGGCGUGGGAAAGUCUUGUCUUCUGCUGCGAUUUGCUGACGACACUUACACUGAGAGUUACAUCAGCACCAUAGGAGUAGACUUUAAGAUCCGUACCAUUGAACUGGAUGGUAAAACCAUCAAACUACAGAUUUGGGACACUGCAGGUCAAGAGAGGUUCCGCACCAUCACGUCCAGUUACUACAGAGGUGCACAUGGCAUCAUUGUUGUUUAUGAUGUCACAGACCAGGAAUCGUAUAACAAUGUGAAGCAGUGGCUGCAGGAGAUCGAUCGCUAUGCCAGUGAGAAUGUCAACAAGCUACUUGUGGGCAAUAAGUGUGACCUCACCACCAAGAAGGUGGUGGACUAUACAACAGCCAAGGAGUUUGCAGACUCCCUGGCUAUUCCCUUCCUGGAGACAAGUGCCAAGAAUGCCACCAACGUGGAGCAGGCUUUCAUGACCAUGGCAGCUGAGAUAAAGAAACGCAUGGGUCCUGGGGCAACGGCUGGUGGCGAUAAGCCCAACCUUAAGAUUGAGAGUACCCCAGUUCGGCAGUCUGGGGGAGGCUGCUGCUAGGACUGACGUCCCUCUCCCAUGAUUCCAGCCCCUUCUCUUCCCUCUCUGCACUCUCGAGCAGUGAGGAAGGGAGGGGCUGGGCAAAACUGGGAUUGGGGUCUCAAAAGGGGAGGUUGAGAAGGAAAGGGUAUAGGGAGAGGGAUGCUCAAGGACUGGGGACUAAUGUUUUGAUCUUGAUUUGUAGCCCCUGAUAUAGAAAACUAGGACUUUGGGUUCUUGGGAGUUUACAUUUCACAAUUUCUGAGCCCCUUUGGAGAAUGAGGGGAAAUCAAAAUUUUAAAGGAAUUGUAUGAGUUGGUGGUAGAGAUACAAUACAGUAUAAAAAUUUAGAUUCUAGCAUACCCCAUUAAACGCAUGUAUAUACACACACACAGACACACCCACACAAACACUAGACUGCGACAGUAAGCAGGAUUAAUACACAUGUGAGGAUUCUUUCUGAAGCAGCCAUGGGUUUGGUCAACAGUGAAAACCCUUCGGUUUUCCUUCCUGUAUUUGUUCUUCACCUUCCAGCUGACCGUUACUGAACCCUGUUUCAAUGAAAGCACGAAGAGGUGGAACAAGGCAGUGACCAAAAGCCCACUAUUACUACUGGAAAUUGGGGGCCCUUCUGGUCCUGGACCUGGUCACUCUCUAAAGGGCAAACUGGCUCCUUUCCCGUCACUGAGCUGCAGGGAAGUUGUCAUUUUGUUUUCGAGUGGUUUCACUGUAGUGUCUAAAGAACACACAAGCACUCUUGACACGACACACACUUGGGAGGUGUUUAGAGGGUUUGAGUGGUAGUGAUGAGAAGAUUAUGGGACCGAUUGCAGCAGUUUGCUACAGUGUCAACAUCAAUGGGACAAAGUGGCAAAAGAAAUGGGCAAUAUUCAGUUCUUCAUCUUUACUGUCAUUUUUUAAGAUUAUACUGUUGUGGUUUUAUGGCUGAUUUUUUUUUUUUUUUUUUUUAUAUGUAUGUUUUCUAAUGUAGUACAUUUGUACAGAUCCUUAAUUGCUGUUGCUUUGCUCACUAAUGGAGGCUUGAUCUUCGUUAGCGGAGCUUGUUUGGACAAGAGCUGCCAUUUCCCCUGAUUAUCGUGGGAAAUGAGGAACCGUAUCCCCAUUUGCAGCGCUGCUGUACCUGUCAACAUUAGCAUAGGCUCCAGACACUGGUGUUCGCAGGCCGUAGACUAUUUGGGGAGCUGUUCUUCCCCAUGUUUGUUUGUUUCUUUUCACUUGUCUUUGUUAGCUGUGAUGUUUACGUGCACAGGAACCCACCUGAAAAGCUCAAGUUGCUUGGUGCAGCUUUUACACAAAGAUGUGGCAUAAUGUUUGUGUCGGCAUACCAAUGCUUUUACUUUUAAUUUGAUGGCUCGGUGUUACGCCAGGGAAACAAUGUUGUGCCAUACUGUGUUUAUACAGGAUGGGGGGGCGAGAACAGAUGUCCUCAGGUUUGUGGAACACACAGUACUUCAGUGUUACCCCAAACGAGGACUGUUUUGUGGAAACUACUCUAGCUUAUCUCCUUAGUGUCCUUCUGUGGACCUCUGUAAGUGGGUGUGUCAGUCUGCAAAGGUUACUCUUUGAAAGUGGUGGAAGUUUGCAGUUUAGCAUCAUUACUCAACUGAAAGUGCUAAUAAGGUAACAUGCAGAAAUGCAAAUAACACGCAUUGGUUCGUAUGGCAGUCAGAUACGAUGGCCCAGUUCUUCUAUUGAGUUUGGUUUGAAAUAUCUUUACAAUAUUUGCUCUCAUGAACAAUAACCUUUACCACGAAGUAACAGAACUCAGAAUGGACCAAACUGAUCUCAGCUGAAAAUGUUUCUCGGCUAAAAUGCAGUGAUGUGCAAAGUUUUCCACUCUGCAGAGGGUCGGAUGUCCACAAGAACCUCACACUGCCCUCUGUUUUAUUUCUGUGAGUGGAGCAGCUGCCAGAAGUUUCUAGAAAGUCUUAAACUCUUAUCUUAAAAGGGUAGAAUGUCAGCUUAGCAGAGCAGUAGUUUAGGUGGAGUGAAAACCUGUGGAUAAUCUUGCUGAGUGCAUUUAAUUAGCGAAAAAAUUUUCCAUGUAGAUGGGUUAAUAUGAAGGAUAUUAAAGUUGUGAGAGCAGGGUCACAUUGAUACCUAAACUACAUGUAGUCUAGUCUGUGUCUGGUUGUUGGUAAAACAGUUACUCAGCAGAAAAACGUAAUGUCUAUAAUACAACGGGCCUGAUUUGUAUGGAUGAAGUAAAAACUGUAUAGAUUGGAGUGGGGGGGGGGGCUGUCCAAGGAAGGCUGAUCGCUAAUCUUUAUUCUCUCCAAUGGUUACUUCUUGUUUGCUGUGGAUGCUAAUGAAAUGUGUCUGACUGGGGUUUUGAACGUGUAAUAUGAGUAAUAAAAUCUACUAUUGUUA
This is a messenger RNA of Scleropages formosus (Asian bonytongue), 3308 nucleotides long. RefSeq names its product zRAB1B, member RAS oncogene family a (gene rab1ba). The transcript is spliced from 6 exons. The coding region runs from base 333 to 938 and encodes 201 amino acids. NCBI's taxonomy places the organism in Eukaryota, Metazoa, Chordata, Actinopteri, Osteoglossiformes, Osteoglossidae. Gene Ontology annotation, molecular function: GTPase activity; GTP binding. The record is from RefSeq and is a predicted model, not a curated record.